AUGGCUAAGAAGAAUAAGAAAGAUAAAGAAGCCAAGAAGGCCCGUGCUGAAGCCAAAAAUAAAAGAAACCAAGAAAAGGCAGCGGCCAAGAACAAAAAACUGAUGACCAAACUAAGUGCCCAGGACUCAGAUAAUGAAGACAACGUGGACUUAGAUUCUAUUCUAGCCCAAUUCAAAUUAGAACAGGAAAAAUAUGAAAAAAUUAAUGUGGAGACCGUGGACAAACCAAACAAGAGGAUUAAUGCCUGUAUGGUGACUAAUCCAUUGCAUUCCAAACGUGAAAUCAUAUUGUUUGGAGGGGAAUACACAGAUAAUGAAACCGGCAAGACUGUUUUCUAUAACGAUCUGUAUACCUUUACUAAAAGUAAUAACCAAUGGAAAAGAUACACCUCACAAAAUUCCCCAAUGCCACGGUCCUCUGCUGCAAUGUCUUGCCAUUCUUCCGGGAUCGCAUUAUUACACGGUGGUGAGUUUUCUUCCCCAAAACAAUCUACAUUCUACCAUUACAACGACACUUGGAUCCUGGAUACACAGACUAAAGAAUGGACCAAGAUCGAAUCCAAGGUUGGUCCUUCUGCACGGUCAGGUCAUCGUAUCACCACUUGGAAAAACUAUUUCAUUCUCUAUGGUGGGUUCCGUGAUUUGGGCUCGCAUACCACAUAUUUGGAUGACACCUGGGUCUUCGACAUCACAACACAUAAAUGGAGGCAAUUGGAGUUCCCAAAGACGCUUUCCAUCCCCGACGCUCGGUCUGGUCAUUCUUUUAUCCCGUUGGCUAAUCCAAACGAUGGGGUUCUGGUCUAUGGUGGUUAUUGUAAGAUAAAAGCAAAGAAGAAUCUGCAAAAGGGUAAAAUUUUGACAGACUACUGGGUCUUGAAGCCUGCUAAUGCGAAUGACGUGGAUUCUCUCCGUUGGGAGAGACGUAAAAGGACAGGUUUCCAACCAUCCCCACGUGUUGGUUGUUCUAUGGCAUACCAUAAGGGCCGUGGGAUUAUGUUUGGUGGUGUCUAUGAUUAUGACGAAACAGAGGAAUCAAUGGAAUCGGAAUACUACAAUGAUCUUUUUAGUUAUAACGUUGAGUCCAAUAGAUGGUAUAAUUUGAGCUUAAGAAAGAGCAAAAACAGCUGUGAUAGAAAUGCUAAAAGUAAUUCAAAUAAUAAUGUAUCUAAAGAACAAGAAAGAGAAUUGCAGGAACUGUUGAAUAAGAUUCUGGAACAGAAUAAUUUGUCUAAUAGUAAUGAGGAUGAUGCUGAAGUAGAGGAAGAUAUGAUGAAUGACAAAGAAGACAACAGUAUUGAUAGUUUUAGUUUCACUGUGUCUACUCAAUUACCACACCCAAGAUUCAACGCAUCUCUUACAGUAAUGAACGAUUCUCUUUACAUAUAUGGUGGUAUUUGGGAAUAUGGUGACAAAGAUUACAUUGUGGAUUCCUUUUAUUCAAUUGAUUUAAAUAGAGUAGAUGGUGUUACAGUAUAUUGGGAAGAUUUGAAAGAAAUUGAAGCAGCAAAAAGAGAAGGUGAACCAAAAUCCGAUUAUGAAGAUGAUGAUGAUGAUAACGAUGAUGAUGAGGAUGACAGUGAAGAAGAGAUCAGAGAUGAGAAAUUGGUGGCAGAAAAUGAAGAGGAUGAAGAUGAAGACAAUGAGGAAGAUGAAGAAUCGGAAAUGGAGAUUCCAGACGAUAAACCGUGGUUACCACAUCCAAAGCCCUUUGAGUCCUUGCGUGAGUUCUACAUCCGUACAGGUCCUAAAUUUUUGGAAUGGGCUAUUUCUAGCAAUAGAGAUGCUCGUGGGAAACACUUGAAGCACAAAUCAUUUGAAUUAUGUCAAGACCGUUGGUGGGAAAGACGUGAUCAAGUAAGAAUUGAAGAAGAGAAAUUAGAAGAGAUUGGGGUUACCGGGAACGUUAUAGAAAGAGAUAGUAGCAAACCACAAUCUCGUAGACGUUGA
This is a messenger RNA of Arxiozyma heterogenica, 1947 nucleotides long. It is a transcript of the gene KEL3, whose product is annotated as Kel3p. The transcript has a single exon. Bases 1 to 1947 code for a protein of 648 amino acids. NCBI's taxonomy places the organism in Eukaryota, Fungi, Ascomycota, Saccharomycetes, Saccharomycetales, Saccharomycetaceae. The record is from RefSeq and is a predicted model, not a curated record. Gene Ontology annotation, molecular function: protein binding.